Messenger RNA from Coregonus sp. 'balchen', 4871 nucleotides. Lineage: Eukaryota; Metazoa; Chordata; Actinopteri; Salmoniformes; Salmonidae. The record is from the annotation of a GenBank genome assembly.
AACCUAUCCGAGUAGCUAACUAGCCCAAUUGUGAAUAUCUGUGUUGGUCGCGCAACAGCCACAGGUGUUCAGUGAUGUGCGAGGGUCCCUCCAUGAUAUCUGGGCCCAUACCCCCAGAUCCCUCCCUUUUUCCCGAAUACUACAAACGUCCUGCCUCUGGUAAGAUAGCUAAAAUGUACAGCUUUUUAAAAUCCCAAUAAUUGUUGUUAAAACACGUCACCCAGUGUCUUCCUUACACUCCCAUUCUUCUGUGGAUGAAUCUUAUCCCAGCCAGGGGUCGUCUGGAGGGGAACGCUCAUGGGACUCCAGCCCUUCUCUCUGGUCCCCUGGCACCAGACCCUGUGUUGUACCCAGGCUGCUACAGCUCCCGUGCCACCCGGCACCCCCGCAUCGGCCCUAACGCCACACACAUUCUGGAGAAGGGCCAGAGAGGGGUGAUGGGGGCCUUGCUAAGACUGGAGGGGGUCUCCCUCAGUCCCAACCCCACUAAGCACAGUAAGUCCAACGCCUACUGUUUCGUGGUAACCACAGGUCAAUGCCAUCUGCCACUUUCCUUGCCAAUUUCAAAGCCACAUUUGUGGUUGGAGUGCAUGGACAGUUUCUCAUUGUAGUACAUUGCAUGCAAGGGUGGUGACUGUCUUUUAUAUACAGGAAAAUAAAUAAAAAAGUUUCAACAGACACAAUAUAAGACUGUGUUCCCUUUCUCUAAUUCCCUGUAUUCUCUGUCUGUCCCACAGAGCAGCUGGUGCGUGACUACGGAAAGGAGAACGUGCGUCGGCUGAGGGAGAUCCAGAGACGCUGCAGAGAGCAGGAGGCACAGAGGGAACACUCCCGUCCCGUCCCGGUCAAAGCCCUGUGGAGCUCCCCUAAAUACCAGGACAUCCCCUCCAGGGUCAUGGCCCAGCUACAGGUGAGGGGGACUGGGAGAUAGGCAGCCGUUUGUUUAGUGCACUGGGGGCUUCCACACCAAGCAUAGACCUGUGCCAGUUAGUUCAAAUUAUAAGGAUGUCCAGACUCCAGGGAUGCUGGGCCUUCCUCUUAUAACAAACCAGGGCACCACCAUUAGCGUGGUAUUUUUAUUUUUGUCAUAAUGUGGGAUCGAUCCUACGUGGCUGUAGUGAUGACCAUGGCACAACCCACAAUCUCUUUACAUCCUCUCUCUCUUCCUUCUGCAGGAGACCAGCCCUCCUAUGAAGCCGGAGUGUCAGAACUUUUUGAAGGCACAUUCUAUCUGUGGCUCUGCUGGCCCCCCGAGACCAAAGCGUGCCCUCUCACCCUCCACAAGACCAAGCCGUGCCCCAUCGCCGUCCCCCUCACCUCGCUCAGCCUCCCAAAACCAUACAGGGAACCAGAGUUUACAGGUGAGAUAGGUACAGUGAGGGAAAAAAGUAUUUGAUCCCCUGCUGAUUUUGUACGUUUGCCCACUGACAAAGAAAUGAUCAGUCUAUAAUUUUAAUGGUAGGUUUAUUUGAACACUGAGAGACAGAAUAACAACAAAAAAAUCCAGAAAAACGCAUGUCAAAAAUGUUAUAAAUUGAUUUGCAUUUUAAUGAGGGAAAUAAGUAUUUGACCCCCUCUCAAUCAGAAAGAUUUCUGGCUCCCAGGUGUCUUUUAUACAGGUAACGAGCUGAGAUUAGGAGCACACUCUUAAAGGGAGUGCUCAUAAUCUCAGCUUGUUACCUGUAUAAAAGACACCUAUCCACAGAAGCAAUCAAUCAAUCAGAUUCCAAACUCUCCACCAUGGCCAAGACCAAAGAGCUCUCCAAGGAUGUCAGGGACAAGAUUGUAGACCUACACAAGGCUGGAAUGGGCUACAAGACCAUCGCCAAGCAGCUUGGUGAGAAGGUGACAACAGUUGGUGCGAUUAUUCGCAAAUGGAAGAAACACAAAAGAACUGUCAAUCUCCCUCGCACUGGGGCUCCAUGCAAGAUCUCACCUCGUGGAGUUGCAAUGAUCAUGAGAAUGGUGAGGAAUCAGCCCAGAACUACACGGGAGGAUCUUGUCAAUGAUCUCAAGGCAGCUGGGACCAUAGUCACCAAUAAAACAAUUGGUAACACACUACGCCGUGAAGGACUGAAAUCCUGCAGCGCCUGCAAGGUCCCCCUGCUCAAGAAAGCACAAAUACAUGCCCGUCUGAAGUUUGCCAAUGAACAUCUGAAUGAUUCAGAGGAGAAGUGUUGUGGUCAGAUGAGACCAAAAUCGAGCUCUUUGGCAUCAACUCAACUCGCCGUGUUUGGAGGAGGAGGAAUGCUGGCUAUGACCCCAAGAACACCAUACCCACCGUCAAACAUGGAGGUGGAAACAUUAUGCUUUGGGGGUGUUUUUCUGCUAAGGGGACAGGACAACUUCACUGUAUCAAAGGGACGAUGGAUGGGGCCAUGUACCGUCAAAUCUUGGGUGAGAACCUCCUUCCCUCAGCCAGGGCAUUGAAAAUGGGUCGUGGAUGGGUAUUCCAGCAUGACAAUGACCCAAAACACACGGCCAAGGCAACAAAGGAGUGGCUCAAGAAGAAGCACAUUAAGGUCCUGGAGUGGCCUAGAGAGUCUCCAGACCUUAAUCCCAUAGAAAAUAUGUGGAGGGAGCUGAAGGUUCGAGUUGCCAAAUGUCAGCCUCGAAACCUUAAUGACUUGGAGAAGAUCUGCAAAGAGGAGUGGGACAAAAUCCCUCCUGAGAUGUGGGCUAACUACAAGAAACGUCUGACCUCUGGGAUUUCCAUCAAGGGUUUUGCCACCAAGUACUAAGUCAUGUUUUGCAGAGGGGUCAAAUACUUAUUUCCCUCAUUCAAAUGCAAAUCCAUUUAUAACAUUUUUUGUUGUUAUUCUGUCUCUCACUGUUCAAAUAAACCUACCAUUAAAAUUAUAGACUGAUAAUUUAUUUGUCAGUGGUCAAACGUACAAAAUCAGCAGGGGGUCAAAAAAAUGUUGCCCUCACUGUACCUUAAAAUAGCCCAAACUGACUGAAUUAAUGAUGGACUCCACUGAAAUGUAAACAUAUAUUUAUCCAAUGAGUGUAUAUUUUAGCUGUGUAUUUGCACAUCUACCCCCAAACCUUGCCCUCUAUGGUUGGAACCUCCACAGCUGAAGGUUUUUAAUAACAAAGAGACACCUUUUUAUUCAACGUCCAAUUACCUCCAAAUGUGGCUGAGCAGAAUAUCUCUUCUGUACUCUGUCUGUUUCUGCCAAGGAACAAUAUUAAAAAUAAAUGUGGUAUGAUUCUUUCAUGAUGUGCUAUCCUCUGAGCCCAAAUGCAUACUUAAUGAAUUAGUAUAUUCAGUUGCAGGUGCAGGGCAGGAUGGUGGACUUUGUGAGCCACAACGCGCAGGCUGCAGGGAAGACAGUCCUCCGUCGCUCCCAGUCAUUGACCAACCUGAGGAACAGUCAGCCCCUGCCCAGCGCCGUCAAGGGACAGGUGCCUCAGUAGUAAGUACACUGAACCAAUAUACAUUAUCCUCCUCUAACUGCACAUAACAACAAGUCUAUCUUGCAUUCAAAAGUGGAAGUCACUGGAAGUAGCAAAUAUUCACUCCAGAUCCAAUAAUUCUGCCUCAUAGUUACAAAGCAUACUUUUUUCUGACACUAUGAAUCAUUCUCUCUCUCUCUCCCUCUCCCUCUGUCUAUCAGCCUUGAGGAGCGGAAGGAGCAGUGGCGAAGGGAGGAGGAGGAGAAGAGGAGGAACAUUCCUGAUCCAUCCAUCCCAGCUGGUCACACCCUGAUGCCAGAGAGGGAGAGACAGGAGACCCUGGAGUCACUCAAAGAGAGUAGGGAUUUUACCACAAACACUUUUACAUUAUUUGUCUUAUGCCUAGUCUUUUUCAAGUUGCUUAGUAUGUAUACAUCAGCUCAAAUAAUGGUAUUUACUAUUGAAAAGAUGGUGUGUAUUUCUGUUGAACCUUCAGAUCAAGAUGGAUGCUCUUUUCUCUUUUGUCUCUCUCUCUUCUUCCAGCCCAUCGGUCUCUGGUGAGUGAGCUGCUGUCUCUUCCAGUCAGAGCCGACUCUCUGGGUGUCCGUUCCCGUCGUGCUCAGCUGGACCGCAGGCUCUCUGAGGUGGAGGAGGCCAUCAAGAUCUUCUCCAGGGACAAAGUCUACGUCAAGACAGACUCCUAACACAAGAGGAGGCCUGCCUGGAUCUUAUUCACUAGGCAAGAUCGUGGGAGAAAACAUUCUGAAAGCCUGGGAGACACUAUUUGAACUUGUCCUAUGAAGGCUAUUUUUAUUUUUUGUUCUCUCCUUUACGUGCCUACUGAAAGUGAUCCUGCAGUCUAAGAGGCUGCUGGGAAAUAGCCUAGACUCUAGAGCUAUUAUUAAUGUAAUCUAUAAAGAGGGAGAUUGUAAAAUGAAGUGAUUUAUUUAUCCUGUGACACUAAGCAGGAUGCAUUCACUAGCGCUUGACUUCCAAUGGCCUACUACUGAAUGUAUUAUAAUAACAUUUAUUGUAUAUAGCGCUUUACAUUACAAACAAGAAUCUCAAAGUUGCUUUGAAAAUAAAAACAAAUGUAGGGAUCUGACAGUUCAUGGUUGAUGGUCUUUCACAGCUUCAGAUGUAGAGGCAUUUGGGAAAGGCAGUCAGUAGCAGUAGCUUGAGCAGAGGGAGCAUCGAUGAUACAGACAGGCAGGGAGAAAACUUCAGUCAGAUACUUUUCUUAGGAGGGCAAUUAGGCAGCCCUACUGUAAACCAAGCACUUCUGUUGGCAGAGAAUGUACUUCACUGUAGUGGUGUGUGUGUAAUGCCCAUUUUAGCUGACUCAGAAUCAUAUAAACUUGGAACUGGCUGAAAUGUGAUGUCCAAACUGGGUUGAUUGUCUUGUUUUUGUCAUUUUGUGUUUCAUUAAACUUUGAGGGUGUUUUUAUAGUGCCUCGUCAUAUGAAUGUGAG